AGAGAGAAAGAGAGAGCAAAAUACCGUUUUGCGUCGUAACACGGCGCGGGACGGGACAUACUCUGCUUUUAGGCGUUUGUUUUGACAGUCCAACCGCUCGCCCGCGCGGGAGAAUCGUCUUCUAACCAAAAACACGCCCGAGUUGAAUGAUAUAUCAUUUGGUGGUGAUCAUGUGAGGUCCAAAUGUCGUCCUGGUCUCGGGGUGUAUCCGUUAUUUUUAGAAAUCACAGCACGAGGUAUAUGAAAAUAGACGGCUCUUUAUCAAACUCGGAGCUCCCGCGCGUCGUCGCUUUGUCUGCAGGCUCUCCCGCGCCUUCGAUGUAUGAACUAAUACAUCGCCUGUUUCGCUAUCGCUGAGUUUACAACUCUUGUAUCCAAACUGGAUCAAGAAAAGGUCAACGACAACCAUAAUAAGGCUAUGGUUUUGCCUUAUGAUUGGCAAACGACCAAACGUAAGGUCGCACAAAGAAGUCAGUAUCUGCUGGAAAUGGGACAAUGGUCGGACUGCAAGUUUAUUGUCGGCCAAGAGCCCAACCAGCAGAUACUCGAAGGGCACAAAGUUUUUCUAGCAAUGUCAAGUCCUGUGUUCGAAGCAAUGUUUUACGGUGGAAUGGCAGAAAAAAAUGACCCUAUCCCAAUCAGAGAUGUACAACCGGAAGCUUUCAAAGCACUACUUGAAUAUAUUUAUACAGAUCGUGUAGAUUUAGGAUCUUUCGAGCUUGCAUGUGAAUUGUGUUACUGUGCAAAGAAGUACAUGUUACCUUUUCUUGUUGAGGAAUGCACAAAAUUUUUAUGGUCCGAUCUCUCACCUAAGAAGGCUUGCCGAGCUUAUGAAUUCGCUAAAUUGUUUGAGGAGCCAGUAUUGAUGGAGAAAUGCUUACAAAUAAUGAGAUCAAAAACAAAUGAAGUGAUAAAUGAGUUAAGCUGGGACGAUGUAGAACAAGAUACUGUAUUGACACUCUUAGAUCAAGAGGAGUUGACUGUAUCUUCGGAAUUAGAUUUAUUUAGUGCUUUAGAACGAUGGGCUAGAGCUGAAUGCACAAGAAAAUCUUUGGAUCCUACUGAUUCAAAAUCAUUGAAAUCUGUGAUUGGAAAUGCCCUAAGCAAAAUUAGGUUUCUUACAUUCAGUCCACAAGAAUUUGCAGAAGGACCUGGAAAAUCACCAUUAUUGUCUCAAGAGGAAGCUUUUGCUUUAUUGAUGAAUAUAUCAUCAAGAAAUUGUGAACAAUCAAUGCCUGAAGGUUUUUGUACAAAUACACAAAAACGCACGAAUUUAUUAAAUUUACAGUUUUUUACUGAUUUUUCUAAAAAGAGAUCUCAGCCAGUAACUAUUUUUGGAAGGCGCCCAUAUGACUUUGAGGAACACCCAAUCAAUUUGAUAACUUCAACUUCGUUUCUUCCCAUUUCUAUUGCUGGAGAACACUCCAAUACUAUUCAAGAGCCUAUAGCUUUAAGGAGGCCAUCUGUGGGGGAAAAUAGCGGAAGCUCUACAAACAGACCUCUUGCAGUUGCUAGCAAUGAAGUACACGAAAGCCCUAAAUACUUUUGCAUUCGAACAGUAGAGCAACAAGCUGGAAUCUACAAUGAUAGCAAAUUAGAAUGCACUGUUACAUUUGUUGUUGAUAAAAAUAUAUGUGUACUUGGACUUCAAGUGCCGUCACAGAUUUUAAAUGUGGAUAAUAAUACUCAGCCAAAAGCUUAUACAGAAUUAUUAUAUGCUCAUCUUCUUGAUUCAUUUGGAACUCGAUUAACAUAUACGCACUUGAGCACAAAAGUUGAUGCUCAAGAAUUAAUUGAAGUUUUUUUCAAUCGUCCAGUGUACGUUCAAAAAAAUAAGCUGUACAAAAUAGGAGUUGUAUUCAACAAGGAGGGCUGGUACCCUUUAGCAAGCUGCAGCCAAAACAAAAUCUGUGAUAGCGUCUCGUUCUGCUUUGGAGCUGGAAAUCCCGUGGACACUCAGCGAGAUGGUCUCAUACGAUCGAUUAUUUUUACGUAUCGUUAAGGAUUAUUUUGAUUUCAAUAAAUUUUUACUUAUUGUAGAUUUGUGAUAUGAAAGAAGGAAAAGAAGAAUGAUAUAUAAUUUUCUUAACAAACAAAUCACAGUUAUAAUUGAUACUUCUUCUUAUUCUUCUUUUCCCAUUCAAUGACGUAAUAAGCUAUCGAAGAUUUAUGAAAAAAAAGUCUUUGUACAAAUUUGGAUGUAUCUGAUUGUUAAAUGUUAAUAUUAAGUCAGAGGAGCAGCUACAUAAAUAUAUAAGAAGAAUUUUUAACCUUCUUUUUCUUUUUUUUUCUUUCAUCUAUUUUAAUUUGAUCGAAUUCACUAUAUUACGUUAACUUUUAAAGCAAUCUUUUUUUCAUUCUUAUGUAUUUUAUUAUAUAGAUUUUUUUUACUGUGCCAAUUUUUACAUGUGCAAUGUACGAAUGUGUUUGAAAAUAAUUAUCAUUCUAACACAAUGGUUUGUUUUCCAAGUAUGUAAUUACUGUUAUAAAUUUCUUGUAUUUUACUCAGAUACUUGUUAAUUUAAAUACUGAAGUUUUGGUACGAAAUGUGUAAUAUAAAAUAAAACAAUCAAUUAAAAAAAUAAAUCUACUUUAUUUCAAAGCUCGCCAGUAAAUCUCCACUGUUGUGUUAUUCGCAUGCGUAUUGUCAGUCCGAUAAAAGAAAUGUUAUCAAUAAAGAUACUCAUUAGUGUUUCGCAAUAGCGAUAAGUCUGCGCAAGUACGCCGCGGAGAUAUAUGUGGGAGAGGAAAAGAGAGACAAGAUGGCGGAUUUUUAUCAGAGGAGCUUGCGAGGCAUACGCGGUGGCUAUCGAUUUUCCGCGAGGUAUUUUUGUAAUUGCACAGGACAAAAACAGAACGCGAGCCUCGCAGCUUUGAAAGCUGCGGAAAAAAGGAUGCAUCGGGGGAAAAGCUCGCGGUUCAUUUUUCAUUUUUCUCAUUGAAAGGAAACUUGCCAACUAUUUCUCCCGCAAAUGCAAAGCUAUUCGAGAGCUGCGCCGUGAAAGCAUUUCAAUUGUCUAUCUCUAGGAGGAAAAAAUUUAAACAAUAACAUCUGACCGCAAAUCAUAAUGAGCAAAGUUUUAGUUUGCCAAUUGAGGCGCAUACUGUGAGAGAGAGAGAGAGAGAGCUACGGGAACAAAAGGAGUUUCCAAACUUUGUUGGCUGAAAGUUGAUAAUAUCGAUCCAAGUGCGCGCUAGAGAGGGGGGGGGGGUGCAGCAACUCGCGCGGACACAAAGACAAGAAUUCGCGUUGUCGACUAACUGGGUAGCGAGGUCGAGCCCGCAAAAAGGACACCGACGACUGAUGACCUUUGACGUCUCGUUCUCCUCUCGCGCGGCUCGUCAUCCACGCGUGAUAACGUGCGCACGCGAUAUGCGCUAUUUACCUUAAAAAGGUGAUGCCUACUGCUGCAAAAAACUUCUUACCGGACGCAAAGGAAAUACGACGCGCGCGCGCGCACACACACAUACGUACACACAUACAGUACACAAAAGGACGCUUUGUUUCAUUGUUAAAAACCAGUGUUAUUAUUGAUAUAUUAUUAUUUAACAAUAGUCGAGAACUAAUAUAAUUUUAUCGCAUGCUUAUUUACAGAAUCGUAAAUCAAUCGAUAACUACCCGAAAGAAGAAACCAAUCGUCGAUACAAUACAUAUAUAUAUGGGUAUGUAUAUAUAUGUAUGUAUGUAUAUAUAGCUUCUUUUUUCUUCGGAAAUUCUUGAUGUUACUCGAAAAAAGAAAAAAAAAACAAAUUAUUAUUACUUAUUUCAACACACCAAUGAGACGCGCCCAUUUUACAAUGCCAAUACACGUGGAAAUAGCGGUAUCGUGAGAUAGUUGCACACACCCAUGUAUUUUACAAUGUUUCGCCCGGAGAGGCUCUGUCUCCGGGCCUUGUUUCUCCCCGCCGUUCGCGUAAAAAAAGUAACCGCUGUUUAUCAUUCGUUUUAUGUUGACACGCGCAAAUCUUAUACCUUGGCAAUGGUCGUGCGCGGUAGUGUUUCGACUAGACUCGAAGGAAGACCCAGGAGUGCUCAGGCUCGUCUGGCAAAUCUAUGUACACUUGUUUUCUUUGUUCAAGGAAUUGUGCGUUCCGUUAGGUAUCACGGCUUUAUUGGUUUGCGUAUAGCUUGGCCGCCCAAUCGCGGCACGCUAAUUAGUCUUGAGAAGUACGCGCUAUAAUGAAACUAACCCAUUAAUACGAUCGGAAAGUCUCGCCUUAUUCGUCGUUUGGAUAAUUGCUGUCUCAUCGAGUCGAGCACUCUUUAAUCUCGCUAUCUAGAGAACGAUCGUUACAAGCUGCUUCAUGCGCGCGAGGCUCGUUCUGUCCUCUAGUCUAGUCACCGACUCUCGUUCGGCUCACUAAGCUAAGCGAUCACAAGUUCUCUCUAUUUCAUAUCUUUUUUAAAUUUUUUUUACGUUUUUUACUUAAUCCUUUUCUUAUUAAUGCUUACGUUCGACAAUUCAAUUCCUUGCGUAUGAGCUAAGAUACGCGCGAAAACACACGUCGCCCGUCCUCGUCGAAUUCCUCGUCGAGUUUUCUCACUUUUCAAUCCCUUCGUUCAUCAAUGUCUGAGGUAUUUGCAUCGACACUUCUUUUGCUUUCUUUGGCUUGUGUUUUUCGUUUGGCAUCCUUACUUACACAUAUCUUACGCGGUAUAGUCAAUAGAACUUGAAAUAACGGUUCAAUUAUAGUCUUUGCUUUGGAUAACAACGACGCUUUGUCGAAGAGCAAGACGCCCGCC
Phymastichus coffea is the source of this 4744-nucleotide messenger RNA. RefSeq lists its product as uncharacterized. Bases 419 to 2002 code for a protein of 527 amino acids. The transcript is spliced from 6 exons. Gene Ontology annotation, biological process: neurogenesis. Lineage: Eukaryota; Metazoa; Arthropoda; Insecta; Hymenoptera; Eulophidae. Gene Ontology annotation, cellular component: P-body; cytosol. Gene Ontology annotation, molecular function: protein binding. The record is from RefSeq and is a predicted model, not a curated record.